This is a messenger RNA of Symbiodinium sp. CCMP2592, 423 nucleotides long. Lineage: Eukaryota; Dinophyceae; Suessiales; Symbiodiniaceae. The record is from the annotation of a GenBank genome assembly.
AUGUUGGAGCCUCUGGAUGUCUUCAGCAUGCACGUGAAGUCAAGCUCAAAGGGCAGCAGCAGCUGGCCACAUGCUUCGGAUUGCCCCUGCAUGCAGCAGGCGCGACUGCGGCUGGAAGGAGAAGAGCGCGCAGCUCAAGCACUUCAGGCAGCCAUCCGCGAGGAGCGGCGCCUCAGACUUCGGUCUGAGAUGCGCGUGGAGGGCUUGGGCAAAGCGCUUGCCGCAUCGCCCAGCUCCGGCGACGAUCGCCUAGCUGCCGCCAUCCUGGACUCCUCGACGGAGGAGCAGACGCGUCUCACGAACCAGCUGACUGAGCUGCAGGCGCGAGUAGCCUCCUCCGAGGCACGGCAGAAAACAGCAGAGGAGCGCACUGUGAGCAUGCUUGAUGCCAUCAUGAACGGCCUGAUGUCGAACGAGGCAUGA